This is a messenger RNA of Exophiala dermatitidis NIH/UT8656, 2788 nucleotides long. RefSeq names its product MFS transporter, SP family, sugar:H+ symporter. Gene Ontology annotation, molecular function: carbohydrate:proton symporter activity. The record is from RefSeq and is a predicted model, not a curated record. Lineage: Eukaryota; Fungi; Ascomycota; Eurotiomycetes; Chaetothyriales; Herpotrichiellaceae. Gene Ontology annotation, biological process: carbohydrate transport; transmembrane transport. The transcript is spliced from 9 exons. Gene Ontology annotation, cellular component: membrane. The coding region runs from base 828 to 2333 and encodes 501 amino acids.
CGAGGGCCAUGUGUAUAGGUUCAAACUUCCUCCCGGGACGUUUCUCCUGUAUUAUGACAUAUCAGUGGAGCAUGUACUGUACCUAUCAACUGGUUGGUGCGGAGGAGGAGACUCCCAAUGACUUUUUACUGGGUUCGUCCACAGGAAGCGAGCGAUCCCCCGCAAACUUCCCCUUGUUCCCCGGUCGAUGUAAGGCUUCUAGAGACGGGAUCAUUCACUCUAGCUUGAGCUUGUUUCCAAGCAAGAGGUGUCUUUUGCAAGCACAACAAGACCGACACCAUCUACAAUUGGUAGAGGACCCUGGACUGGCCGCGCACCCUCCCGAAUGUCGAGAAUUUUGACCGACGAGCCGCUAGAAGGCCAGGCUUUGACUGGGCCACACGCCGAACUGCCUUUGACGGUUCUACAGUGAGUUCAGCGACUAUGACGCUCCCAAUUGUUAGAUCCUACCUCCCAUGAGUAUGACGAUGGAGAUUGCCGUGGGCGCACGCCGCCACUUAUAAGACGACCAUGGAAUAGGCUCGUGUUCUCGAACUAUUGCUCUGGACGGGAAAUCCUAACAAGGCCUUUCAUACUCAAAUCCUGUCCAUCAACAAGUGCUACAGUAUGGGUCUCUUCGCACCCAAACAGCCUUACUUUGGCCUGAAGGGUGGAUGGCUGACUUUCUGGAUUUCGGUCGCCUGUGCAACAGACAUGACUCUAUUUGGUUAUGAUCAGGGCGUGUUCGGCGGUGUUAUCGUCACCCAGGAUUUUCUCAAUGUCCACAACCUCGGUGGUCCGAGCAAGACAUCACUUCUUGGAACUGUAACAGCAAUUUAUGAUGUCGGAUGCUUUUUCGGUGCGAUUAUUGCCUUCUGGCUGGGGGAGAGGCUCGGACGGCGGAAAGCCGUUCUGAUCGGCACCACGGUCAUGAGUGUUGGUGCCAUUUUGCAAAUCACAUCCUUCAGCACCGCCCAAAUGAUCGUUGGACGGAUCGUGGCAGGCAUUGGAAAUGGAAUCAACACUGCCACUGCGCCCGUCUGGCAGACAGAGACAUCGGCCAUCAAGUGGAGAGGAAAGCUUGUGGUGAUCGAGUUGAUCCUGAAUAUCGCGGGCUUCUCAGUAUCAAACUGGGUGACAUACGGAUUUUCUUUUGUUGGUGGAGCAGUGGCAUGGCGGUUUCCGUUGGCGUUCAAUUCAUCUUCAUCAUCGUCCUCUAUGCAACCGUCCCUUGGCUACCGGAAUCGCCCAGGUGGCUCAUUGCUCACGAAUACGAAGAUGAAGCGUUCAAGAUCCUGGCCGACCUCGAGAACAGGUCGGAGAAUGACCCGUUCAUCCUGACCCAGCAUAAGGAAAUCGUGUAUACAGUGCAAUACGAGCGAGAGAACGCAGUCAAAUGGGCCGAUCUCCUGCGUGGCCGGACAGGCGAAAAGGGAGGCACAAAGACGAUGCGUCGCUUGAUCCUUGGUGCCGGAACUCAAGCCAUGCAGCAGCUCUCGGGCAUCAACGUCACCAGCUACUACCUCCCAACCGUACUGAUCCAGUCGGUGGGACUGGAUGAGAAAAUGGCCCGACUUCUCGCCGCGUGCAAUAGCGUGUCAUAUCUUUUGUUCUCGCUCAUCGGCAUCCCGAACGUCGAGAGAUGGGGUCGUCGAAACAUGAUGAUCUUCGCUUCCUCCGGCCAGGCAUUCUGUUACCUGCUUAUCACGAUCCUGAUUCGAUAUAACGAGAAGCCAGGAUACGCUCACGCCCAUGAGGUCGCCUCGGCGUCGGUGGCCUUUUUCUUUUUGUAUUAUGUCUUUUUUGGAAUUGGCAUGCAAGGCGUGCCUUGGUUGUAUCCAACCGAGAUCAACUCGCUGGCAAUGAGGACCAAGGGCGCAGCGAUCGGAACUGCCACAAACUGGAUAUUCAACUUUAUGGUUGUUGAGAUCACUCCCAUCGGAAUCCAAAACCUCCAUUGGAAAUUCUACAUUGUGUGGACCGUGCUCAAUGCCUCUUUCAUCCCUCUCAUGUACUUUUUCUACCCGGAGACCGCUGGUCGGUCACUUGAAGAUAUCGACGAUUACUAUCGUACCAACCCGCCACUCUUGGUCUUCCGAGACAAGGACGUCACUUCCAGCAAGAGACCCGACAAGUAUCGGAUCAGAGAAGAGGAAGAAGUGCGGAGAAAUUCUUCCGUGGAUCCAACGGUCUUCAGACGGGCAAGCAGAGUCAGUGCCGGCCUUGCUAGCGCUCAAGCCCGACAGGCUCAGCUGGCUGUUGCACGGCAGCAUGCUCAAGACGAUGACUAUGAAGGGAAGACAGAAGCAGGCGACGAUGACCAGGGCAGAGUUUAUUAUAAGGAACAAGUCUGAAAGUCAUGGUAGGUCUUAUAGCAACCACGGAUGCCGUGUUGCGUCGGACGAUGGGAGAUAUGCUUUGUGGAGCUGGCUGAUCUCGAGCCAUGGAAAAUGGAAGAUACUGCGGAAGCUCCCGAGUUUCGGAUUCGCUGCUCACAAUGCAAGAAGUGUCUCUCGAUGUAUCUCCAUGAUCUGCCAGAUAGGCGCGGGUCUACGGGAAACAUGUAGUUGACGGGCAGACCGACUGCAGGCGGAAUCAGGGUCUAGUGAAACGUACAUUUUUGCUGUCUUGCUCCUUAGUGAACCAGUUGUCCGUCACUAAUAUGAUUCUUGAAGAAUGAAAGACUGAACCUACCGGACCCAAUUCCACAGCAGGACUUGUUCAAUAUGACCGACUCAGGUUUGUUGGGGGAUUGAGACCGUGGACAGUGGGCUCCCUAGGCCUUCCCUUCGCGUACUGUGGGUGUAAG